Messenger RNA from Alexandromys fortis (reed vole), 6103 nucleotides. RefSeq names its product terminal uridylyl transferase 7 (gene Tut7). The transcript is spliced from 29 exons. The record is from RefSeq and is a predicted model, not a curated record. NCBI's taxonomy places the organism in Eukaryota, Metazoa, Chordata, Mammalia, Rodentia, Cricetidae. The coding region runs from base 494 to 5101 and encodes 1535 amino acids. Gene Ontology annotation, molecular function: zinc ion binding; RNA uridylyltransferase activity; nucleic acid binding.
CAGCGGAGCUCGGUGAGUGCUCCGGGGCGCCGUCUCGUCGCGUCCCUCCCGGACUAGCCUCCGGGCUGGGCCCGUGGCUUACCCCGGGCCCCGAAGAGCCCGUCUGCCCCGCCCCGAGGUACGUUGGCGCCGUCCUUCUCGGGCCGCCUCAGCCCGGCUGCGCGCCCGGAGCCCUCGGGUUCGAGUCCGUGUCUUCACUUUGUGUCGGGGCUCCGGCCCUGGCCCCGAAGGGACCCCCGGAACCUUGUCAAUGGCCGGGCGCUUCCUGCUUCCCAGUCCCCACGGCGCCUUCGUCGCCGGUAGUGCGGGGCCGCUGCCUCCAUCGCCUGGGGACUCCGCUUGUGGAAACUGAGGCACACAGGGGUGGGGCAGCCGAAUGGGGAAGGAAAAGGAGUGUCAUUCCGCGGAAGAUUGUGGUUGGUGUCGAAACCGGACUUGUCCGGGGCUGGGCUAAGCAAUCGGGUACAAAGUAAGAAAGUUGAAGUCAAAGACCAUGGGAGAUACAGCAAAACCUUACUUUGUGAAGCGCACUAAAGACCGUGGAAUUACUGAUGAUGAUGAUUUCAGAAGGGGUCAUCCCCAACAAGAUUAUUUAAUAAUGGAUGAUUAUGCUAAAGGCCACGGCAGUAAAAUGGAAAAAGGCCUUCCCAAAAAAAAGAUAGCGCCCGGGAACUAUGGGAACACCCCCAGGAAAGGACCAUAUGCGGUUUCCAGCAAUCCAUAUGCAUUUAAAAACCCAAUGUACAGCCAGCCUGCUUGGAUGAAUGACAACCACAAAGAUCAAAAUAAGAGAUGGCUGCCAGAUGAACUUGCUGGUAAUGCAGAUAGCUGGAGAGAGCUCAAGCCGGGACCUAGGAUUCCCACCAUAAGCCGGUCAAGGAAAGACUCCUUUCAAGAAAGUGACGAGUGCUACAGGUGGCCGGACGGCAGAGGCUGCAGAGCAGCCAGAAGGCUGUUUCAGAAGGACAUCACCGGCCUGGAAGCCAUGUCAGAGAUGGAAGCAGGAAGCCCUGAAAACAAGAAACAGCGGUCCAGACCUCGGAAGCCACGGAGGACUAGAAAUGAAGAGAGUGAGCAGGAUGGAGAGUUGGAGGGGCCUGUGAUUGACGAGUCUGUACUUUCAACAAAGGAGCUUCUGGGCUUACAUCAGGCCGAGGAACGGCUGAAGAGAGACUGCAUCCACAGGCUAAAAAGGCGACCAAGAAAUUGCCCUACAGCAAAAUACACCUGCAAGCUGUGUGAUGCUCUGAUGGACUCCAUCCCGUUUGCUCAUAAGCAUAUCAAGGAGAAGAGGCACAAGAAGAACCUCAGGGAAAAGCAGGAGGAAGAGUUGCUCACUACACUGCCCCCGCCCACACCCUCCCAGAUAAAUGCAGUUGGCAGUGCCGUUGACAGAGUGGUGCAGGAGUUCGGUUUACACAAUGAAAACCUGGAUCAGAGGCUAGAAAUCAAGCAUGUCAUGGAAAGUGUCUUCCAGCACAAACUACCAGACUGUUCUCUUAGGCUGUAUGGAUCUUCCUGUAGCAGACUCGGCUUCAAAGACUCAGAUGUGAACAUUGAUGUUCAGUUUCCAGCUAUCAUGUCUCAGCCAGAUGUCCUCUUACUUGUUCAAGAAUGUUUAAAGAACAGUGACUCCUUCACUGACGUGGACGCUGACUUCCACGCCCGGGUGCCCGUGGUGGUGUGCAGAGAUAAGCAAAGUGGUCUUCUUUGUAAAGUGAGUGCAGGAAAUGAAAAUGCGUGUCUGACCACAAAGCACCUAAUGGCGCUUGGAAAACUAGAGCCAAGGCUGGUUCCUCUGGUGAUUGCAUUUAGAUACUGGGCAAAGCUUUGUAGCAUCGACCGCCCUGAAGAAGGAGGCCUGCCGCCAUACGUGUUUGCUCUGAUGGCCGUUUUCUUUCUUCAGCAAAGGAAAGACCCUCUCUUGCCAGUUUAUCUAGGAUCAUGGAUUGAAGAAUUCUCAUUAAAUAAAUUAGGAAAUUUCAGCCUUAAAGACAUUGAGAAAGACUCCGUGGUCUGGGAGUACACCGAUGACACCACAGGGGGCGCCAGCACUACAAAAGAGGAGGCCCCCAAAGAGACGCCCAGGAAGAUGGGGCAGGUGCCAUUGACAUUUAAUAUAAAACACCAGCCUUCAGUGCCAGUUGGGCAGCUCUGGGUGGAAUUGCUGCGGUUCUAUGCUUUAGAGUUUAAUCUGGCUGAUUUAGUGAUCAGUAUUCGCGUCAAAGAAUUGAUAUCCCGGGAAUCAAAGGACUGGCCCAAAAAGCGCAUCGCUAUUGAAGACCCCUAUUCUGUUAAAAGAAAUGUGGCGAGGACCCUGAAUAACCAACCCGUGUUUGAGUACAUACUUCAUUGUUUGAGGACAACAUACAAAUAUUUUGCUCUUCCACAUAGAGUCACAAAACCCAACCUCACAAAGCCUCCUAGUCCCGUUACCCAUGUUUCAGACCCAGAUAAAGGAGCAAGGAAUUGUGGCCCGAAGCUCCAAGCUACAGAAACUGAUAAACCGGGGAAAGCAGCUGUGGCCCAAGGUCCUGGUGCGCCCACUUCAGAAGCCUGCAAGGCACAACCGCUUAUUCUUAAAAGUACCCCUGAGCAGUUGGGAAGCCCACCAAAGGAGAUACACCAGACAGAGGUCCAUUGCGAGGGCUGUGAGGAUGCCAUGGCACAGCAUCAAGAAACAGAAAGUGGCAACGAGAAAGUCAGAAGGAAGACCGGGCGUCUUUGGAGCACUGAUGAUCACAGCUUAAGCUGCAGCAAGCAUCCAGAACUUCAGAACUGUGGCGGCCUGUGUGGUCUCCAGGCAGACAACACCCUGGAGUUAGUCGGGCUCCGGAGCCCUGGAGCCAAGGAGCGGGACAGCUGCGCCUCCUUGGAUGACAAGGCUGACGUAAAUGAAGGACACACGGACGGCGCUGAUGAACUGGAGGAGUCUCUGAACCGCUUUUCCCCGGGAGUCCAGGGCCAGGCCUCAGCAGUCAUGCACUUCGAUGAUGACGACGAUGAGGAGGAGGAUGAAGAGCCCGGGCUCAGCAUGAACCACACAGAGGAUGAGGAGGGGGUUGUUAGUGAACACCAGGAGGACAACAGGCACACUGGGUCGGGUGAGGAGGAUGUCUUCUCUGAAGAGGAUGACUUGGCUGAGCCUGCUAAGAACAAAGAUCUCGACGCGUGUGGAGAACCCAUGGAUGGGACUUUACUCAUAGACCUAAACAGAAUAAGUCUUAACGAGAAAAGCUUUCCUGAGGAAAAUUCACCCAGGGACCAGUCUGACUUCUUCUAUGAAUUUAGAAAACUGGCCUUCACCAAAGGCAAGUCUCCCACAGUAGUGUGUAGCUUGUGUAAGCGAGAAGGCCAUCUAAAGAAGGACUGUCCUGAGGACUUCAAGAGAAUCCAACUGGACCCUCUGCCACCACUGACACCCAAGUUCUCAAAUAUCUUAGACCAAGUUUGCAUCCAGUGUUACAAGGAUUUUUCUCCAACUCUUGUAGACGAUCAGGCUCGCGAACAUAUCCGGCAAAAUCUAGAAAGUUUCAUAAAACAGGACUUUCCAGGAACUAAGUUGAGCUUGUUUGGCUCCUCCAAAAAUGGAUUUGGGUUCAAACAGAGUGACCUUGACGUCUGUAUGACAAUUAACGGACAUGAAACUGCUGAGGGGUUAGACUGUGUACGAACUAUUGAAGAGCUGGCCAGAGUCCUCAGAAAGCAUUCAGGCCUGAGGAAUAUCCUGCCCAUCACAACAGCCAAGGUGCCCAUUGUGAAAUUCUUCCAUCUAAGAAGUGGUCUAGAGGUCGACAUCAGCUUGUAUAACACACUGGCUCUUCAUAACACAAGACUCUUAUCUGCAUACUCCGCCAUUGACCCCAGAGUGAAAUAUCUGUGCUACACCAUGAAAGUGUUUACAAAGAUGUGUGACAUCGGUGACGCGUCCCGAGGCAGCUUGUCCUCCUAUGCCUACACUCUUAUGGUGCUAUACUUUCUUCAGCAGAGGUCUCCACCUGUCAUCCCUGUGCUCCAAGAGAUAUACAAAGGUGAAAAGAAACCAGAAAUACUUGUUGAUGGCUGGAAUAUUUACUUUUUUGAUCAAAUAGAUGAACUGCCCACUUGUUGGCCAGAAUAUGGAAAAAAUACAGAAUCUGUUGGGCAGCUGUGGUUGGGACUUCUCCGCUUCUACACAGAGGAGUUUGAUUUUAAGGAGCAUGUAAUCAGCAUCAGAAGAAAAGGUCUGCUGACGACUUUUAAGAAACAGUGGACCUCAAAAUACAUCGUUAUUGAAGAUCCUUUUGAUUUGAAUCAUAAUCUUGGUGCUGGAUUAUCAAGGAAAAUGACAAAUUUUAUAAUGAAAGCUUUUAUCAAUGGUAGAAGAGUAUUUGGAAUUCCGGUAAAAGGAUUUCCAAAGGACUACCCCUCAAAAAUGGAAUACUUUUUUGAUCCAGAUGUUCUAACUGAGGGAGAACUGGCUCCGAAUGACAGGUGUUGCCGAAUUUGUGGAAAAAUCGGACACUUCAUGAAGGACUGCCCCAUGAGGAGAAAAGUGAGGCGGCGGCGAGACCAGGAAGAUACCCCGAACCAAAGAUACUCUGAGAGCAAAGAAAAACGGAGCAAAGAGGACAAAGAAAUUCAGAACAAGUACACAGAAAAGGAAGUGUCGGCAAAAGAAGAUAAGCCCACACAGUGCGCAGCUGUGAAAGCGAAGCCAGCGAGGCCAGUUGGGGACCUGGGGCGGGAGAAGAUUCUCAGGACACCAGUGGAAAAAUGGAAGAGACAGGAUGACAAAGACUUGAGAGAAAAACGUUGUUUCCUUUGUGGAAGAGAAGGACACAUUAAGAAGGAAUGCUCACAGUUCAAAGGCUCUCCAGGUUUGUGUCAGUCUUCACCUAGCCCUUUGAGACCAGUUGCUCAGGUAAAAGCCAGCCCAAACCUGAGAAGGGAGCCCUGUUCACUCUGUCCUGCUCACUCCCCAGAGUCUUCUGGAGUGCUUGAAGCUGUGUGCUGGGCCCUCCUGGCUGGCCUGUGUGCUUCCUCCUCCUGUGCCCCAUGUACUGUGUGGCAGUGCUUUUACAUGAAGACAAAAAGAAACAAAAAACAACCAUAUUUUUGAGUCCCCAGUCAGGUAGCCUUUCCAGUAAAUACAUGACUCAGGGGAAAGCCUCGGUGAAGAGGACCCAGCAAGAAUCAUGAGGGAAGGAAAUGCAGCCCUGGAAAUGGCACUGAGAUGUCCCUAUCCACGUGGAAAAUUAGGUUCACUUCACAGGACAUAGCAACACAGAUCAGGCUUCAACGUAACAGUUGAGGGAAAUGUCGGAAUUUUAAAAAUUUAAAUGAAAUUGUUAAAUGAGGAAAAGAAAAAUUUUAAUACAGUCUUAACAUCAACCCCCAGAGAUCUGAAGCUUUUAAUAGAAAGCCAUGAGGUAUUUAAGCCAAGUUAAAAGAAAAAAUAUAACUGUGGGCCAGUAUUCAAUGGCAACAGUGUCAUGGUUUUUAAUUCUUUCAGAGCACACUAAAGUAGUGUGUGCUGCUCACAGGAGGAAUUAGCCUCCUUUCCCCAUAUAUCCCUUUCCUUCCCAAGAGGGAUUCUGUUUGUUGCUGGGUCCUGGUGUGGACUGUGCUGCUCUACUUGGGGUCUACAAGCAUUCUUCAUGGUUCUCUGAAGAAGUGCUAACACAGGAUGCAGGCCCUAUGGACGUGGACACAGGCCUCAAUGGAUGGCAGUACUGCUGGACAUCUCCCUCCGGGGCUUCCUUCUCUACGUCAAUCCGCACAGAACUGCUGUGCUCAUAAAAAUGAAGUCAUGAAAACAAGUAAUCCUGUUUGCCAGUUAAAAAAAAAAAUUACAAGGGGAAAAUGACUGACAGAAUAAAAGUGCUUUUUACUUUCUUUGAUACUCAGAAAUUAGGGUGGAGAUCUAUUACAAACCUCUGAAGAUCAAAGAGGCUGUCUCGUGUCUGUCAGUCACAAGUUUGAUUGGCAUCCUUCUGGGUCUGACUGGAGCCCUCUCUGAACUGUUUCUCUAACUUCACAAGCCUUUCUGAAAUAGUACAUAGUCAAACUAUGCCUCGGUUUAUUUAUCAUUUUAAAAUAAAAUCGAACUUUCAACCUGUAA